Paramuricea clavata is the source of this 2773-nucleotide messenger RNA. The record is from the annotation of a GenBank genome assembly. NCBI's taxonomy places the organism in Eukaryota, Metazoa, Cnidaria, Anthozoa, Malacalcyonacea, Plexauridae.
AUGCCUCCAAGAAAAGCUAAGAAGUCAGAAGCAAAGAAACUUGUCUCAGACUCCAGAUUCAAGUGUUUACCAGUAAAGAAACGCAUUUCUAUUCGAGAGUUUAUCAAGGCAAAUGAUCUCGAAUUUGCAACAGGGAAAGGGUUCUACCAACUGACCAAGCCAGAAACCAUUCAGGAUAAUAAAGAAAUUGUCGCGAGAAGAAAAUCUGAUGGAAAAAUUGUAACUGGCGAUGAGGUUUGUGAGAAAUUUUCCUUUACGUUGCUUACGGUUUAUAUAUCAUACAGUACAUGCAAAUUUUUCAAAAAUGUUAUCAUGGCGUCCCCCCAGCCCUUGAGCCCUUGUUUUAAUACAAUUAAUGAAAGUUAAUAUUUUUUAAGAACAAGACUCUCUAUAGAUUAUAGAAUGUUAAGCCACUGGAACUAUAUAAAUGGGCACAUUUACUUUCAGGGGCGUGCCAGGCGGGGUGUGUGGGUGUGUGUGGGGGGGGUGUUACACCCCCCAGUUUUCUCUUAGUUUGUCGGUAAAAUCGGAAAAUUGAAGGCUUGUCGGUAAACUAGUUAAUUCAUCGUCGGUAAAAUACUAAAAUGAGAAGUAACAAAAUAUUUAUUAAAACUGAAGCAAUUAUUCUGCAAUUUCAUCUGGUAUUUCAUUGGUAAAUCAAGAAUUCAAGAUUUCUGCUGGCGAUUAAAUGCUCGAUCAUGUCUAACAGAAUAAUGUUUAUUGAGAGAUACGUUAUUCGAUAGUGGUUUUACAUUGAUAUCCUGUGGUCGGUUAAAUUGCGUCAGCACGCGCUGCGCUAAUCCUGUAUUUGCGUAAUGUAUCUGCCAACAAUAAUAUAAUAUAAUAUAUAAUCCGAUAAUCGAUGCGCGAUUUAAUAGCAUUCACCGGCUCACCGCAUUGUGUAUUUGUGUAAAUUAUACAACAUCGCAUUUCAAAGUCGUUACGGUCGUCGGUUCUUUCGCGCAAUUGCUUUUAGCUGAAUGAACAAAAAUUAUAUGUAUAUAUUAAUUAUAUAUAAGCACUAAAAUAUAAAGCAUAGACAAAUAAUAAACUAAUUUGCACAUUUAGAAUCAGAAUAUAAUCGCCUUAACUCAACAUCUUUCAUGUGUAAAAGUACUACGUAAUUUAUGCUUGUCUAAUUCUUGUGUGACAAAUUUUGUAAAUUAAAAAUAAACUUGUACACAUAGCGCGUCACAUACUAUGAUGCAUACGCGUCGGCUGACUCGCAUACAGCACAUCUUAGUGAUCUUACUCAUUUCUGGCAUUUUGUUAAAGCGUUUUGAAAAAGCAAACUGUCACGAUACGAUUGUGUAAACAUCUAGUGAAUUUGCAUUAUUUGCGGGUGGGCCAAAUGGCCAAUGACAUGGCACACUGUGGUAAGCACUCCCUUCCAUAUCGGCGGUAUCGCCCACGAUUUGCAUACCGGUAGUAGAUGUAAAUUAUGUAAAGUCAUGGGAAAGGCCCUACUUAUCUAGAAUAUAUAUAAACGUAGACAAAUCAUCAUACUUUAUAUGAUCUUGGAACGCUACAAAAGUACGAAACGAAACGAUGCCUCCAAGAGAACGAAAAAAUCGAUUUAAAAUUAAAUGUUUAGAAUAUGUGGUGUUGAAAUGGAUUUUGAUUACAAGAAAAAGCAUAAUUCAAAAAAACACCAUGAUUUGCAGAAACAGCAUAAAGCUAUUCGCUACGAAGUAGUUGGGGCGCCCAAAAAUCUGUUUGACACAGCAGCUCGGAAAGUUGCCGUUGUUUUGACGAAACCGACUGCUGAAUUGAGUGCGGACACAGAGACUAAGAACAAAGAAAAUACGGACAGUGUGAGCUCAGAUGUGAGAACAUCAAGAGAAGAAGUACCAUCAUUCGUGCGUGAUGUGCGUGGCCCAGCAUUAGAAAUAUCCAUAGAAAAACGAGGUUGGAAUAAAAUCGAAAACAAACCAGAUCAAACAAUCCAAGAAGCAAAGAAGCACAAAAUAGAUAAGGAUUCAAUAAGUGAUGUUCUCGUCGAAACUAACACUCCGGACUUUCCAGAAGAUGACAUAAGCAGUGCUGCCAGUACAUCGUCUCAUUCAUCAUCGAACUUUCAGUUUAAUGACCCUAUUCAACCCAUGCUAUCGUUGGUAAGUCAUCUUCAAUGCACUUUCAUAAAUUUAUGUCUUUAACGUCUUGGACUUUGCAGAAUUUUGGAAGAAAUGUACAAUCAGUGACAAAACAGUUUGGACAAAAUACCAAAAGAGCGUACAUUUACAACACAAUCGACCCCCCGCACCUCCGUUCAAUGUUGUGUGUGGAAAUACCUGCGCAAAAUGUUUCUUGCCAGCCACCCAACAUUGUUUGGGGUGGGGGAGGGAGGGAUAAUCGUUUUAUGCUGAACAGAAUUUGGAAAGGCGCAGAUAUGUCUAUAUUAUAUCACUGUCCAAAAACCUUUUGUCACUGAUUGUAGGCAUAGUGUAAAUCCUUGUAAUUUUAUUAGGAUGAUGGACCUGAACAGUCAACAAUAGAAGACCAUGAAUUAGCGGGCAUGUUGGGAGAAAUUCUUGAUGUGCUAAAAGAGGCCCAAGAUUUGCACGAAUCGUUCGCGUCUGAAGAUUAUAGCCAAGAUGUAUUUAUUUCAACUAUCGAGAAGUUUGCGUCAGAUUUGAAAGAAAAAUGUCACUUGUUAUUGUCAUCGUCAAAAGAAACUUUAACUUGUGAAGAAAACGUUCUGAAGCAAACGUCGGAAAAGUCAGUUGAAGAGGAGUCUUCUAUCGUGACAAACGAACGAGCAGAACGUAUUGGG